This is a messenger RNA of Gigantopelta aegis, 1131 nucleotides long. RefSeq lists its product as uncharacterized. Lineage: Eukaryota; Metazoa; Mollusca; Gastropoda; Neomphalida; Peltospiridae. The transcript has a single exon. Bases 1 to 1131 code for a protein of 376 amino acids. The record is from RefSeq and is a predicted model, not a curated record.
AUGGGUAAAACAAAUUUAUCAACCUUAGAUGGGACCCUUAAAAGGGUCCACACCGAAGUUUCGGACUUCUUGUCUUCGGACGAGGAAUCCAUGAAAUCUAAAACAAAUGUGAAGAAAUCCAAAGUGAUUUCUUCACAACAUUGGCCAAGGUUUCUCGUCAUCAGUUCCACUGAUGAUGGGGCCUUGAAUAAACUUUCACCUUUUGCUAUUCAAAAGGCAAUUGUUGGCUUGGCUGGUGAGCCAAAAUCUGUUAAGAAAAUUAAGAAUGGGCUGUUGGUUGAGUGUUUAACCGAAAAACAUUCAACUUGCCUUCUCAAGUCGACAGUUUUUUGCAAUGUGCCGAUUAAGGUAACUCCUCAUACCUCCCUCAACUCGUCAAAGGGAGUGAACAGAUGCAGAGAUCUGGCAGGAGUAAGUGAGGAAGAAAUAUGCCAAAAUUUAAGUCCGCAGGGUGUUACUGCUGUGAGGAGGAUAAAGGUUCGUCGAAACAAUGAUUUGUUACCGACGAAUACUUGUAUCCUCACCUUUAACGUCCCUACCCUUCCCCAGUCUGUCAAAGCGGGUUACCUUAAUAUCCCUGUUGAGCCCUUUAUUCCAAACCCCUUGCGUUGCUUCAAAUGCCAGAGGUUUGGCCAUGGUCAGAACACAUGUAGUGGCAAACUUACAUGUGCUCUUUUAGACCAUGACAGCAAGACAUGCAAGAACGAUGUACUUUGUCUCAACUGCAAGGGCAACCACUGUGCAUACUCUCGAGAGUGUCCACGGUGGAAACUGGAAAAACGAGUUCAGCAGGUAAAGGUACAAAAUAAAAUAACCUUCAUGGAUGCCAGGAGGUUGGUGGAGACCGCAACACCGACAGUCGCCACUAAAAGUGUUGCAGUCAACACAGACCUCACCUGGCACUGUGACGAAGCCAAGUACAAAAAACUGUCUGACAUUGAGAAGGCACAAAAACAAGUGCAGAAAAAAGCACAAAAAGAAAAGUCACUGUCCAACACAAGGAAAUUGAAACCCAAGUGUCAUUGGAUUCUAAGAAUCCCCCAAAUAGGUCGAGCACUAGUCUCCCUAAGACAGGCAGUGACACAAAGAAAUCUCCAAAGAAAGCUACAGAAGUACUGUCUGGUAGGCUGA